AAGUUCAUAGCUGGGAAGCCGUGCUGGAGAACCAACCCACGACUUGAGAGCGAAAUAUGGAUGAAAAUGAAGAUUUUACAUUUUCUUUACUAGACUGCAAGGCUGCAUACGUACUCAGCAAUGUUGCCGAGGUGGUUGAGCGGAUUCUGAUGUUCGUACCAACCAAGUCGCUUCUCCGGAUCGCAAGUGUCUGCAGACUGUGGAGAAACUGUGCCCGGAGAGUGUUGAGGACUCAGCAGCAGCUCACCUGGGUGUCGGCCUGUGGACCGUCAAACACAGAGGCACAUGUCCUCUGCAACAUCCUGGCAGAGGAGGUGGAGAAAGUGUUUCUCCUGCCCAAAACAGUUCUGGCAUUGGUAGACUGUGAGGCCUACAAUGGACAAGCUUACUGCUACAGACAGAAUAAAGCAAAAAGGAGUCGCCACAGUCCAGACGCAGCUGAAGAAAUGAACUUGCUCUUCCCAAAAGGCUGUGACAUCAUGGGCGUCUCCGCACCAGGCAUAGUCUUGACUCCUACUGGCUCUUACUCCAGCCUUCCUCAGGAGUACCAGGAGGGGGAGGCGGGCUUUGCAAUCAUGCUCCCCAGCAUAGAAGGUGUCCACAUCAAGCCCUUUCAUUUUUGCAAGAAGUCCAUCUCCCCAACAGCUCUGAAGGAAGCAGGACUAGUUGACAACCCAGAGCUGCGUGUGGUGCUGUUGUUUGUUUAUGAGGCAUAUAAACCUGGAGGAGCACGCUUCCUCAGUCAGAUACUGGAGCCACUGGCUAAGAGCAAAGCUCUUAUCGCCGGAGGGCUGGUAGAAAGUGUCUUCUGUCCUCCCAGACACUGCUGUAGCCAGGGUGCAUACGGUGUGGUGGGCCUGGCCCUGAGUGGUCCUAAGGUGCAGGGGGCGUCUGUGCUCUUGGACCAAGACAUCAGCAACCCGAAGGCAGCUGAAGCCACAAUCCGGCGGCUAAAGGCAGCCAAAAUCCCCGAGAGGAACACCCUAGGCUUCAUGUUUGCCUGUGUGGGGAGAGGCCAGAACUACUACAACAACCAGGCCAACGUCGAGGCCGACGCCUUCCACAAGGUGUUCCCCAACACCCCGCUCUUCGGCCUGUUCGGCAACGGUGAGAUCGGCUGCGACAGGAUCGUUAAAGGCGACUACACGCUGUGUGACACUGACACGGACAGUCUGCAGCACGAGUACACUACAGUCAUGACCCUGGUCCAUCUAGGCUGACUGACUGACCAACAGUGACAAUGGACAACCGGGAGACCAAGACGGCCCAUCAUGCUGUUUGCAACAGUGGUCGGGAACAAGACACAUUCUGUACAGAGUCUUACUCAGAAUAUUGCUGUCGCCAUUUCUGCUCAUAAAGCAGGAAAAUGAUCCCUUUAGCCAUCAAUGUAAUGGCAUCAUGUGGGAGAAUGUGCCCCUCUGAGACUUCAUAUUAAAACUAGUGACUUUCACAUGUUUCAGAUAUAAAAAGACAAACUGAUUAUCUUUUAGUAGUCACAUGUGAUAGAGCACUCUUGUAAAAUAUAUUUGUAUAUAUUUUUUUCCUUAAAUUUCGCACACAUUUAAGGCAUAUCUUCCCCUCUUUGCAGGUGAGUAAAAAAUAUACUCUCCUGUGUCCCACAAGCUAUUGUUAAAGUUGUUGAUUCAGCGCAGGCACUUUUUUAUUCAUGUACGUGAGAGGAGUGUGCUCCCUCUUCCACACAACCAAGGCAAUUUUGAUUUGAAUGCUCUUCAUUGUUAGGCAGGUUUUACACUUUUGUCUCAUCAGUGGGGGGACAAAAAAUGGGAUAGCCUAACAAAUUAUUACUCAAGUUAUGUAUCUUCCAAAGUUCAAUUAGGGAAAGGGAGAAUCUUAUAGUGCCUCUUUUUCAGUUAAUAUCUUCCAGCUGGUAAUGGUUGGGCUUAAUGGUUACUUACUUACACAAAUGUAAAACAGAAGAGAGCAGGGCAGAAUGGCUGUACUGUUGGCCAUGAAAGUGACCCGAGAGUGGCAGUAACUCUGUUUCAUCUCACUUUAGUUUCGGCUCUUCUAUAAUUUAGGUAAAAGUUUUUUGAAAAUUAAAGAUAUACUAUCCGAGGUACGAAAAACAUGAUGCAAUUGGCAAAUAUUAUGAUGUAUUUGGUAUCCUUUGUUCAAGUAAUAAGUAGUAAAGGAAAGAUGUUUAAAAUCAGAUAGUAUAGUCUGAGAUUAACUACCUAGCUGAAUGUUUGGGGAGGGAAAAGCUCCUAAUUUGACAGAUGCCUUUACACAACAGAAUAUCUGUCUCUCUCAAAAUCCAUUAAUGCUUUAUUAAUGUAUUAUUCUCUAGAUGGCCCUUUCAUUUUCCUUACUAAAAAGAAUAUUCUGAUGACAUGAAGGUGCAAUUUUCUAGUAUGUAUAUGUUUGUUCAGGUAGUUCUAUGUUGAUGUUCAGCCUCUCUGUAAAAGCUGUUGCAAGAAUGAAAAAUUCCAAUAUUUUACUUUUUAAAAUACAUAAUUACAAGUCCUUCUUUGUAUCAUAAUACAUCUGUCCGUGAAGAGGAAAUUAAAAAAUGUAUUUCAAAUUAGUGUUUAUGGCUCUUUGAACAAAGUUGUUUUGGUGUAGUUGCACUUUUCUACAUGUGCCAAAUCAUGUGCUCAUCUCUUUCAAUAAAUUACAUUCAUUACAUA
Messenger RNA from Centropristis striata (black sea bass), 2648 nucleotides. It is a transcript of the gene fbxo22, whose product is annotated as F-box protein 22. Gene Ontology annotation, biological process: regulation of skeletal muscle fiber development; protein polyubiquitination; positive regulation of proteasomal ubiquitin-dependent protein catabolic process. The coding region runs from base 57 to 1220 and encodes 387 amino acids. NCBI's taxonomy places the organism in Eukaryota, Metazoa, Chordata, Actinopteri, Perciformes, Serranidae. Gene Ontology annotation, molecular function: protein binding. The record is from RefSeq and is a predicted model, not a curated record. The transcript is spliced from 7 exons.